This is a messenger RNA of Rubroshorea leprosula, 1371 nucleotides long. Lineage: Eukaryota; Viridiplantae; Streptophyta; Magnoliopsida; Malvales; Dipterocarpaceae. The record is from the annotation of a GenBank genome assembly.
UUGGGCCUUACUUCCUGAGUCGGUUACCCAUUUGGAUUAGGACUCGGUUCGGUUUUUUUCCUUCCCUUUUUCAAUAUGGGAAGUGGCGAAAAGAGUUUCCUGCUAUGGUAGUCCCAACGCUCUUACUGUGUCUAAUCUCAAGUUCUCAGCCCAGCUCUACAGCCUUCCUUUUCAAAACGAGGGUGGCUAUGUCGCUUACGGAGCUCGAUGACCAGACGGUGCGCAGCAUGUCAAUCGGUGCAGUUUUCUCCGACUUCGGAGGAAAGAUAAAUUCGCUUGAUUUUCAUAGAAAGGACGAUUUGUUGAUUACUGCCAGUGAGGAUGAUUCGGUUCGGCUUUUUGACAUUGCCACUGCUAAAAUUUUGAAGACCACUUACCAUAAGAAACAUGGGGCGGAUCGUAUAUGCUUCACCCACCAUCCCAGUUCUGUUAUAUGUUCUUCCAGAUACAAUUUGGAUUCUAACGCAGAGUCAUUGCGAUAUUUGUCCAUGUAUGAUAAUAGAUGCCUUCGCUACUUCAAAGGGCAUAAAGAAAGAGUUGUUUCUCUCUGUAUGUCUCCUAUAAAUGAUAGCUUCAUGUCAGGAUCUCUUGACCACACUGUGAGAAUAUGGGAUCUUCGUGUAAAUGCCUGCCAGGGAAUUUUGCGUUUACGUGGUAGACCAACAGUUGCAUAUGACCAACAAGGCCUUGUCUUUGCGGUGGCAAUGGAAGGGGGUGCUAUUAAAUUGUUUGAUUCACGUUCCUAUGACAAGGGUCCAUUUGACACUUUUUUAGUUGGCGGAGAUAUGGCAGAGGUCUGUGAUAUCAAAUUCAGCAAUGAUGGCAAAUCAAUGCUAUUGACAACCACAAAUAACAAUGUCUAUGUUCUUGAUGCCUAUGCAGGGGAGAAGCGUUGUGGGUUUAGUUUAGAACCAUCUCCAAAUACAACUAUAGAGGCAACUUUUACCCCAGAUGGCCAGUACGUGGUCUCAGGGUCAGGAGAUGGUACCUUGCAUGCCUGGAACAUAAACAUGCGAACUGAGGUGUCAUCUUGGAACAGCCAUAUAGGCGUUGCAACAUGCUUAAAGUGGGCUCCCCGUAGGGUCAUGUUUGUUGCUGCAUCAUCUGUUCUCACAUUUUGGAUACCCAAUGAUGAUUCAAAAUCAAUUGCUGCACCUGCUUCUGCUGAUGCACAAGCUCAAUCCGAGCAAUUUACACAAUGAAAACAAAGAUCUUUCUCGUUUAAAUCAGCUGUGGCGCGCAUCGGUCAAAAAUAUAAACUCUUAUCUACCAUUGUAAGAUCAAUAGUUUGUGCCUGAAUUUGAGUCUGUUGUAAAAAUCUUCCAUUUUAGUUCAAUGCAUAUUCACUUCACUACCUUCUAAAGCAUUAUG